AUGGCGACUCCAUCAGCCUUGCCAUCCAUGGCUCUCACGAAACGCUCAUCCGAUUCUUCUCUCAUGCCACCACCGCCUCCGCCAAAGAGGAUCAAACGUCCUGCGAAGGUCCUAGACGAAGACGACUACACCGACGCCCUUUCCCACAUCAUUGCCCGAGAUUUCUUUCCGGGCCUUCUUGAAACUGAGUCUAAACAAGAAUAUCUCGAUGCAGUGGACUCGAAGGAUCCACACUGGAUCGCAGCCGCCGGAACUAAGCUCACAGAAGCAAUGACUCCCGGCGCAGAUGGACGACGCCUUCGGGGAAGAAAGGGUACUAGCUUUGCAACACCUGUAGUGCAACGUGCUGAAGAAACGCCAAAUGGCUGGCAAGGAGACACGCCUAAGUCUGUAGUCUCUACACCGGGCGCAUCUCUGAAAUCGCAAAAGCAGGCUCUUGACACGAACAUGAGUCUUGGUGCAUUUCAACGAAAAUACACAACAGAAGAUAAUGAAAGCUUUUACAAAUUAGUCGACAAGCAGAAUCAGAAGAGGGCGGAAAAAUACGCGUGGAUGUGGUCGAACAAUAAGAUACCCGCUGCGCGCCAGAUCGCACAUCGCAAGCGGGAACAGCGAAUCGCAGACGCCAAGUUUACUGAAGAGGCUGAGAAUGGCAAGGCUUUGGCCAAAGUGGAACCACCAGAUUCUCGACAAGCUAUGCCCGACACGUGGAAGUCAAAUCCAAGGAACGGUUUCAUGUUUGCACCGGAGUCGAUAGAGGAUAACAUCCAGACUGUUGCGCAGAUGAAAGAAGGGGGCUCUGUUGCUCCUCCUAAAGCUAUUGUACACGACAAUACAAGAAUACCUGAGAUCUUAGUCCCAGAAGGCAAUGGACGACCUCCUUCCCCUACGCUUUCGGCAGUCAAGGACGCAAUAGCUGGACGGCCUCGCCCAACUGCAUCUGAAGCCUCGUUUGAUGGUGCAUCUACCCCAAGAGUGAACGGCUAUGCUUUUGUUGACUCCGAAGAACCUGACCCUCCGCCACCAACCUCGGAACAUUCGAACCUGAUGUUGCUUGGGACAGGCGAUAGCACACCAAAUCCAUUUGUGUUAGGAGAAAGCAGCAAGCGAGAAGCCUUGCAUCAUCGCAUGGUCGAUAGAUUGUCCAAGAGUAAGCGAGCUACUGCAGGUAGGCGAGAAUCGGAAUUGAAAAGCCAAGUCACUCCAAAGUUCUUGUCUAGUCCUAGAAUCGAGAAGAGAGGUGGCUUGACUCCUGCCGCCGAGCUGCUACUGGGAAGGGUGGGAAAGCAAACACCACAAAGGACCCAUGGAGGAGUUUGGGAGAAUAGGGAAAAGACGCCUCGAAGAAGUGGGCUAAGGCAGAUGCUCACUCCUAAAAGUACAAAAUAG
Messenger RNA from Bacidia gigantensis, 1389 nucleotides. RefSeq lists its product as uncharacterized. The record is from RefSeq and is a predicted model, not a curated record. Lineage: Eukaryota; Fungi; Ascomycota; Lecanoromycetes; Lecanorales; Ramalinaceae. The transcript has a single exon. Gene Ontology annotation, cellular component: catalytic step 2 spliceosome. The coding region runs from base 1 to 1389 and encodes 462 amino acids.